Molecule: messenger RNA, 395 nt
Organism: Racocetra persica
Lineage: Eukaryota; Fungi; Glomeromycota; Glomeromycetes; Diversisporales; Gigasporaceae
Source: the annotation of a GenBank genome assembly
AUCGAUAUGAGCGAAAAUAAUAAAAUCUCAGAAGAUGCAGUUACUAACUCUAAGCCUAUGCCACCAACUGAAGGCUCUGUUGAUAUAAAUGAAUGGUCGAAAUAUCGCAAUGAGUUAGAACGUUAUCUUAGUUUAGAACCUAUUAAUUGGGAUCUAGUUUUACUAGAUAAUUUGCUUAGUAAAUAUUCUGAGGAAGCAACUCUUGAAAAUUUCAAAAAAUAUUUUGAAGCUAUAUCUAAUGGUAAAACGAUUGAAGAAUCUGAAAAAGGUUCGGCAAAAGAAUACCAUAGAAAGUCAAAAAAAGCGAUAUCGUGGAAAAGCACAAAUAUUUCAAAGACUUCUUUAUCUGAAAAGGAUAUGGAUAUCUCGAUUAUUAAUGAAUUUGUAAAAAUUCG